This is a messenger RNA of Solanum tuberosum (potato), 582 nucleotides long. RefSeq lists its product as uncharacterized. The record is from RefSeq and is a predicted model, not a curated record. The coding region runs from base 1 to 582 and encodes 193 amino acids. NCBI's taxonomy places the organism in Eukaryota, Viridiplantae, Streptophyta, Magnoliopsida, Solanales, Solanaceae. The transcript has 2 exons.
AUGGCUGCAAUGAUCGAGAAGUUGCCACCUUCGUGGAGCGACUUUAAGAAUUAUCUAAAGCACAAACGUAAGGAAAUAAAGCUUGAAGAUCUUGUGAUUCGGCUCAAGAUUGAGGAAGAUAACAAGACCGCCGAAAAGAAGUCUUGUAAGAGUUCGACAAUAAUUGGAGUUAAUAUUGUUGAAGAAGCUCCUACUAAAGGUUCCACUCGACAUAUUUGCUCUGCGAAAGAAGCCUUUGCAACGUACACUUCUGCUGAGUUCAAUGAAGAUUUGUUCAUGGGGAACACAACAACAAGGAUUGCAGGAACUGGGAAAGUUAUGUUGAAGAUGACAUCCGGCAAGGUGUUGACUCUAAACAACUUUCUGCGCGUUCCUACUAUUAGGAAGAAUUUAGUUUCUAUUGCACUGCUUGUUAAGAACGGGUUUAAGUGUGUCCUAGUUAGUAACAAAGUUGUAAUAAGUAAGAAUGAGAUGUUCUUAGAAAAGGGCUACCUCACUGAGGGCCUCUUCAAAUUGAAUGUAAUGGUUGUUGACAGUACUAAUAAGAAUUUUGCUUCUGUUUACUUAUUGGUAGUCAAAUGA